UCUAAACACUCCUUAUUACCAUCGACUCCCAUGUUAAGAGUGGCAAUCUGGUCACUCUAGCUGUAUGUCAUUCACGAUGACUGGGACUUCCUUAUCCCCUCAUGGGUUUCGUGUUGCUUGCAGAAUGCUUUGUGGCCGUUAUGGUUGGACUGAACAGUGUCUUGGUGCUCGUUAAAAAGUUACGAGACUUUUCGUCCCAUCGCUUCCCAUAUUUACUUCUUUGGAACUUGGUUCAAGAGUACUUCAACAGGGGGUUUAUCCUUCAACAUCCCCAUAAUUGCGCGGAAAGCCUAAAACGUCGUAGGAUCUAUCAACUUGGUCGUAUUGUCACGAGUUACGGUUGCUUGCCGUUGAUUCUCGGCUCUCGACUUGCGCCCUUUCUUCUGUCAAAGUGAAGUCUGAUCAUUGAUUUUAAACGUGUGGGACGGCUUGAC
This is a messenger RNA of Radiomyces spectabilis, 434 nucleotides long. RefSeq lists its product as uncharacterized. Bases 102 to 395 code for a protein of 97 amino acids. The transcript has a single exon. NCBI's taxonomy places the organism in Eukaryota, Fungi, Mucoromycota, Mucoromycetes, Mucorales, Radiomycetaceae. The record is from RefSeq and is a predicted model, not a curated record.